AUGAAAACUAGCGUCGAGUUUGGAAUACUACGCCAUGAUGCACCACCAAUUCCACCGUCACGUAGUUCCAAGGUGCCGCGUGAACUCUUACUCAACAAUCAGGAGUGCAUACCCGCAGGAAGUGGGUUUCAAGGUCACUACCAUUUUGCAGAGGUUGCAAAAGAUGUGUCACGACAUCCCCUUUCCACGAUUGCGGCAGUGACAACAUUAGAGUUACGCGAGGCUGCAACAGCAGCACCACCACCGAUGACCAAUACGUCGUCCGACCUGCUGGCGGCGACCAAAUCCCCUUUGCCACCGCAUAUGAUAGCUUUGACACCACAGACAGCACCGUUUACUGUGGAUGCAAAUCCACCAGCCCCGGAGAUGCUGCAGCAACACAAGCAGGAGGCUUGUCAGCGGAAGUGGCUUAUAAGAGUGGGCGUUCUUCUGGCUGUCGCGCUGGUGCUAAUUUGUGUCGUUUAUCAAAUCUGCGCUUGGACAAGUCGAUGGCAGAAACGACGCGCCUUUCUGUUAGUUCAAAGAACUUUCGCCUCCAGUGUGAAUAAUGAGCGUCGCAAUGGGGAGAUGGAGUUUGUCAUGAGUGGUGUCAACAUCACAAUUUGCAAUGCCAACCCAUUUCGGGGCUCUGCAAUCUUUGAUCUACCCAGUGGAAGUUACCUCUACGACAUGUUGACGGGAAUUCACAGUGGAGCCGUGCGAAUUCCUGACUUCGCAAAGGAACUCAGCAAGCAAAGCCUGUCCACUCUCAUUGCUAUCUCGCAUCAUCUUCCCGAUAUGCUGAAAAGUUGUACAAUCAACGGAUUGUCCUGUGGAACGGAGGAGUUUGAAAGCGUUAUCAAUUUCAAUCGGCUCUGCUUCCGACUAGCCCUGAAUUCUUCAGCACGAGAUGUUCGACUGAUUUUGGAUCCGCAAGAACAUGAGUACCUUCUGCCCAAUGACGCUAUUGUCGGCUUCUACCUCUCAGUGGAUAACAGUCGCGAUCAGAUCCUAUCAUCUCGAAUGGGUUUGAAGCAGUACGAACGCUCCAUUGAUAUACUUCAACCACCAUCAGAGAGUGAUGAACUGUUUGUGGGCUCCCAAUUUCAAACGUUCAUCCAAGUCGGCUUUUCUGAUACUCCGAUUCCACCGCUCAACUCCCUUUCGUCAAUUUCCAAAGCUCAAAUCUUCCGCUCGACGAUACGCUCGGUGGUGCAGGUCGCUAAGCCAGUGUUCAGCUCCAGAUUCCUUCAAUUGCGGGAGCCAAUCACGUUGCGAGGCACCUCCAGAAUGGCAAAGGCUCGACUAGUUCAGCAGUGGGCCUACCUGCGACACGAGAACACUUCAGCUGUAGUGGUUAUUGAAAAUUUGGCUCUCCGGUUGGGGAACCUUAAGAAGGACUUCGAUGGGAUGCUUCAGAGUCUCGCGGAAUUAAGAGCAGCUCAGCACAUGACCUCGGCAUUUGAGCCUUCAAAGUGGGACUUUGUGGAGACCUGUAUCUCUCCAACUGGCACAGCGUUGAAUACCAUCGUCAACUUUACAGACGGUUUCUAUGACCACCUUUGUCGUCUGCUGGAUUCCAGAGAUCAGGAUUCCUAUCUAAUCCGUAACAUUCACUGCGAUGUCGACCAGCCACAAUUGCGGCCUCCGCCUUCUACUUCAGAAACGGGUUCAACACUUCAACUCUUUGUGGUGCAGAUGCUCUUCUCUCGAUCUCAUACCACCAAUCAACGAAUCAUUCAGCUGCUUCGACGGCAAGUCAGCCUUCUUUCCAUCGUGAAUCAGGAGUUGCAACAACACUACACAGCCGGCAAUAUGGAUGGUGUGGAACUUCUGGAGUGCACCCGAUGCGAACGUCUAGGAGGCGGUGGCAGUGAUGUGAGAACUUCCAUGAGUUGUCGACGUAUGGAUCGAAAACCCAAAGUCAACAUGACACAGCAUUGGGAACUCUUCAAGAAAUUCAAUCAAGCCAUCGCAGCGUGCACUCAACGACUGGACGCUCUCAAUAAGGACCUAGAGGCCACCACAAUGGCCAACCUGAAGCAUAUCCAGGCUUUUUUGAGAGGCGUGGGAAGCGACGCAGCAGAGGUGGGAUCGGCUACUCAUGGCCCUCCUGGUAAACCUGUUAGUGACGAAGUCAGGAGUUUGGAGGAGGAGGCCAGAGAUGUUGCGUUUGCUUUCACAUGGAAAAUGUGGUUUCAAGUGUACACUGACGGUCAGUAA
Molecule: messenger RNA, 2202 nt
Organism: Hydatigera taeniaeformis
Lineage: Eukaryota; Metazoa; Platyhelminthes; Cestoda; Cyclophyllidea; Taeniidae
Source: the annotation of a GenBank genome assembly